CUCUUUCGUCUACUUUCCAACAAACACAAAACAAUCAAAUCAUCACAACCACAAAACAAUAACCUCAUCAUCACAAAAUGGGACAACAAAUGAGUCGGCACGGAGACGAAGAUCAACCCUUCGACUAUAAUCUCCAACAACAGCAACAACAACAACAACUCCAUCACCUUCUCCUUAUGGGUGUAAGCAAUUCGGGAAAGACAUCCUUCUGCAAAAUGUCCAAUCUCCUAUUGGGUGGCAGCAUGUCCAAAAAUUCACUAAAAUUCCACGAAGAAUUACUCAGCAGCAUGUUCUCAUGGUUAUUGUUCAUUAUUUGUGUCAAGAAGAAAAUUUUCAACGAAAUUGAUUAUCGAUUUCCAUCAUCAAAAAAUUUAAUUGAUGAAAAAUUGUUGAAAAUUGUAAAAAUUUCAAUCGUGGAACAGUGCUCGAAUGAGGCAGGGGCAGGUGAGAAUGAGAAUGGUGGAGAACAGGGAGAUGCUUCUCGGUGUUUACUGCAACAAGCAAUUGUUAAGCCAGAAUUGUUAUGGAGUGAUGCAGGAAUGAUGCAACAAAUUUCAAUGUUGUGGGCAACUGAGACAAUUUUACACAAAAUUUACACCAUCUUGUAUUAUAACAAAAUUUCACCAGAAUUAUUGUACUUGUUUGGAAAUACUCAAGUGGGAUCGAUUAUUUCAGGAAAUGUGUUGGAUAAAAAUGGAAAUGUGAAUACAGUUCCAAAACAACCACAAUGGCAACAUUUCGAACAUUUCAAUUAUGUCAUUACUCAUUGUAAUCAAAUAGCAGAAAGAUUGAGAAGAGCUAGAAAGGGAUUUUCUGAUACAGAAUUGAAAUCUGAAACUGAAUACUUGUUAGCUUCGAAUAUGACUCGAGGUUUCUAUGAGAGUGAAAUUAAAAUCAUUACAGAGAGAAAGAGCACAUCUACCACUGAGAAUGCAACCACAUCAACAAGCUCCUCUAAAAAGAGUAAGGACUCUGAAAAGAAUGCACUCCCUCAAAAACCAAAACCAAUCAUUCGUUCACUUCACAUGAUUGACAGUGCAGGUGUUAGAUCAGAUAGAAAAAAGUGGAAGAAGAUUUUGCUCUCCAAGCUCUAUGAAGAAUCUCAACCAUUGACAAGUUCAACAACCUCCUCUGGAAAGGAUAAGGAAAAGGAAGAGAAGAAGAAGAAGAAAUCUGAAAAUACAGCACCUAGCUCAUCAUCUGUAAAUGCUUCAUCUACUCCACUCAAUACCACAACUGACAGCAAUACAUCCGCCAAUUCAAGUGAACAAAAUGCUACUUCCAGUAAGAAACCAAUCAAAACUCAGGGAGUUGCCAUUUUGUACUUUGUUUCACUCACUUGUUACAAUCAGUAUUCAGUUGAUGAUAUUUUGGGAUUGUACGGCUCCACAAUUUCAAUAACUGAUUCGAGAACUCCUGGUUCUCCACUUGUAGAUAAGGUAUUGACUCUUGAAAAACCAGUUUAUGAAAGUGGUAGUGAUGCCUCAUCCAAUGACAAGCUCAUUUCCACCUUGACAUCACCAACUGGUAGUAGUGUCAAUGUGAAACAUACUGAUCUAUUGGAAAAGGAAAGAGCCAAGAAAAAGACUUUGAAAUCACCAAAAUUCAAGCCACUCAUCGACAGUGCUUCAUCUAAUUUCCUAUCACGUCAUCAAAGUUUACAACACAACCAUUUGUUGACAUUGAAAAAUCAAUUAAUUGAUUCGUUGGAAUUUUUCAACAGAACUGUUAACAUGCCAGAAUUGGAACAUGUUCCAUUCAUUCUCGUCUUUACAAAGAAGGAAUCACUCAAGAGAAAAUUAGUUUACUGCGACUUGUCAGAUGCCUAUCUUUCUAAUUUACUAUCUGAAACUCCAGAAAAUUUCGUUCGUCUUGAUCCAUUCCCAGAGGAAAUUAUGCAAAAGAGAACAUCUAAAAUUGACCCAACAACCAUGCCAGAAAAGAAGGAAACUAUUCAAGUUAGCCCACAAAUUCCACCUCCUGCCACUCCAGAAAAGAAAUCUCCAAUUCCAUCUCAUUUGAGAGACGAAGAUUCUGUGGAUUCUCCAGUUGUUUGUAUGGAAAAGGUUGAAACCUUUGAAGAACCAAAACUUUCCGAUCAAGUCAUUAAGCCAGCAACAACAAGAAAUGUCACUGACGAAAGCUCAUCAUCAUUGGAUGAAUCUCAUUCAAGACAAAGCAGUUUCAUUGAGGUUUCUAUUGAAGCCUCUUCAGGAAAGACCAGAAGAUUCCAAGACAAUCGUUGUGUGAGUGUUUCCAUUAAUUUAUCUACAUUGGAGCAACAAUUAGAAAGUCAACGAAAGCAAAUUAAGGAAUCUCUUACGCAUGAACAAUCUGAGGAAGGAAUCACUCAAGAAAUGAUUGAUUCUUGUCUCAAAUUCAACAACCCUCCUGAGAGAAUUAUUCCACUCACCGAAGAUGACCUCAAAGAACCUGAGCAAUCAAUUCAAGUCACUGAUGAAUAUCUAGAAUUGAAUACCAAGUACAUUAUCAAACAAUUUUUAAAUCAAGUUUCGAAUGAUGAAAAGAGAAAUCAAAUUCAAAUUGUAACUUUGGAUGUUUUUAAUAGAGAGGACAUGAAAAAACUUCUUGCUGAACUAGUCAACAAAUCUUGCUAAAUGAUUUGAUUUUAACAUUGUACAUAAAUUCUCCUCUUUUAAUGAU
Messenger RNA from Naegleria gruberi, 2664 nucleotides. RefSeq lists its product as uncharacterized. Lineage: Eukaryota; Heterolobosea; Eutetramitea; Acrasida; Naegleriidae. The record is from RefSeq and is a predicted model, not a curated record. The transcript has a single exon. Bases 78 to 2618 code for a protein of 846 amino acids.